This is a messenger RNA of Cladophialophora immunda, 1587 nucleotides long. RefSeq lists its product as uncharacterized. The record is from RefSeq and is a predicted model, not a curated record. Gene Ontology annotation, molecular function: lipoyltransferase activity. The transcript has a single exon. Lineage: Eukaryota; Fungi; Ascomycota; Eurotiomycetes; Chaetothyriales; Herpotrichiellaceae. Gene Ontology annotation, biological process: protein lipoylation. Gene Ontology annotation, cellular component: mitochondrion; cytoplasm. Bases 1 to 1587 code for a protein of 528 amino acids.
AUGCGGCCAGCUCAAUGGCUGCUCCUGACCUCGUCGACCCGGGCACCUCUCGGCCGGCCCACGAAGAUAGCACGGGCUAGCCUUCGGAGCGCAGUCCCUUGUCGUGUCCAUCGUGGCACCAAAUCCGACCCAAUUCAAGCACGGGAUCCCAAUGAGCUGUCCCGCGUCUCGCACGAGACGGGCCCUUUCAUCUUCCACCUGACCUCGGACAAUCCGUACCUCAACCUCUCGAUAGAGCACUUCCUGCUCACCAAGUCGCAUCCCGACUCGCACAUCCUCCUGUUCUACACCAACCGACCCUGCGUGGUUGUUGGCCGCAAUCAGAACCCAUGGCUCGAAGCGGACCUUCAGAGGUUGCGAGAGGGGAUACCUGUUGAGAAGCCCGUGGCGGCGGAAGCAUUCAGAAGACGAGACGAGAACUGUUAUACUUCGGCGACGGGCUCGCCAUCGAGGUUUCCGCACGGCCAGGGCAAUGUGUCCUCAGGCGUCGUGCCCGUCGACCUCGUCCGCCGCCGCAGCGGAGGCGGCACUGUCUUCCACGAUUCGGGAAACCUCAACUACUCCGUGAUAGUCCCGAACAGCAAAGCCUUCAAGAGGAGCACCCAUGCCGAGAUGGUGGUGCGGGGCCUCGAAAGCCUUGCGAGUGCGAGUGCGAGUGCGAGAUUUACGUCCCCGACCUGGGGUGCCACACGCGGGAAAUACAGCUUCAGCUCGGUGCGGGUCAACGAGCGCAACGACAUCGUCAUGCAGCAAUCAGCCGGAGCCGAGUGGGUGAAGGUCAGCGGCAGUGCGUACAAAUUGACCCGGGGCCGCGCCCUGCAUCACGGCACAUUGCUCUACUCGAGCCCCUACGUGGACAGAAUCUCCGAGUUGCUGAGAAGCCCCGGCCGGGGCCUCAUCCGCGCCAAGGGGGUGGAGAGCGUGCGCAGCAAGGUCGGGAAUCUCGCGUGGACGCCCGACGCCCGCGAGAGGGAGGCCAUCAGAGCAGAGAUCACGGAAGCCAUCGCGCGGGAGUUUUGGACCAUGUACGGAGGUGACCGUGCUCGCGAACCCGGGGUCGACGAGAUCACCCUCGCAGCCGGCGCGGAAUGGCGCCACGAGCUGAACCCCCAGAUCGCAUCCGGCGUGCAAGAACUCACCUCGCCGAGCUGGAUCUUCGAACAGACGCCCAGAUUCGACUUUGCCAGCGGCGUGCUUGAGCGUCACGAGGUCGAACUCUGCGCGAACCGCGGCGUCUUGAAAUCCUUGACGCUGCGAAGCCCAGUUCCCGACCCGGAACGGCGCGGAAAGGAGGUAGUCUGGACAACGCGCAAGUUACGAUUUGGAAAUCAGGAAGGAUCAGACAGGGCGAUGGAAAAGAGAGCGGAGUCAGAAGAAGGGGUCGAGGUGGUGCUAGAUGGGGAAGUCAAGUUGCAUGAUGUGAAGAGCUGGAGGGACUUGCUCAUGGCUUGCGCUGGGAAGGGUGCAAGAGAUGGCGCGAGCUCGACGGCCACGGAUAUCACCACCGUCGCGGUAAAGGCGAAUGUGCCGGACGCGCUGGUGCAGAGACUCGAGGCGAUAUUUCCCAGAUAUAAACCGGGCCGUUGA